GGGAGGAGGCGGCGGCGGCGGCAGCAGCAGCAGCAGCAGCAGCAGCAGCAGCAGCAUGCGCUGGGCGGCCCCGCGGCUCCCCAGCGGGCGAUGGAGCCGUGCCCCCGCCGCAGCUGCCCCAGGAGAUGGCGGCGGCUGUGGCGGCGGCGCUGGGCGCUGGCGGCCGGGCUGCUGAGCGCGGCGCUCGCUUUGUUCGCCUGCCUCCGGCAGCCGCAGCCCCGGGUCCCGACAACGGGCCGGGCGGGGGACGAGGUGACCGUGCUGCUGUGGUGGGAGCCCUUCGGCCGCCCCCGGCGCCCCGCAGACUGCCGGCGGCGCUACAACGUGACGGGCUGCCGCCUCAGCGCCGACCGCGGCCGGCUGGGCGAGGCAAGGGCCGUGCUCUUCCACCACCGCGACCUGGCCCUGCACGGAGCCCAGGGGCUGCCCCGAGGGCCCCCGCCUCGCCCCCCGCGCCAGCUCUGGGUGUGGAUGAACUUCGAGUCGCCCUCGCAUUCCCCCGGCUUGCGGGGUCUGGGCGGCGUCUUCAACUGGACCAUGUCCUACCGGAGGGAUUCGGACGUCUUCGUGCCCUACGGGUACCUCUACGCGCUGCCGGAGCCCCGGCCCUUCGUGCUGCCCCGCAAGACGAGGCUGGUGGCGUGGGUGAUCAGUAACUGGAAUGAGGAGCACGCCCGGGUGCACUACUACCGGCAGCUGAAGGAGCACCUGGCCAUCGACGUGUACGGGGCGCAGGGGCUGGCGCUGGUGGAGGGCAGCGUGGUGAAGACGGUGUCAGCCUACAAGUUCUACCUGGCCUUCGAGAACUCGCAGCACACCGACUACAUCACCGAGAAGCUCUGGAGGAACGCCUUCGCCGCCAGCGCCGUGCCCGUCGUCCUCGGUCCCCGCAGGGCCAACUACGAGCGCUUCAUCCCUGCCAACUCCUUCAUCCACGUCGAUGACUUCCCCAGCCCCAGGCUGCUGGCCACCUACCUGAAAUUCCUCGAUAAAAACAAGCCUAACUACAGGAGGUAUUUUGCCUGGCGGAAGAAGUACGAGGUCCACGUCACUUCUUUCUGGGACGAGCAUUACUGCAGGGUUUGCGAGGCUGUGAGGACAGCUGGGAAUCAAGUCAAGACGGUACGAAAUCUGGCCAGCUGGUUUGAAAGCUGAUGUUCCUGGUGGGUGAGGCUUGCUUGGUCAGCCUCUCUGAGCAGCAGCCUUCACUAAGGCAUGAGGAAGGCUGCAUCUCGCAGAGAUCACCACCUUAGCAAAGUUUGUCAUCUGUGAGAGAGAUGUACGUAAAUAAGCUGGGGAAAAAAAAAAAUAAAAAAUGACAAAAUGAAGAUUUUUACUACAGGGCAAAAUCCUGAAAGUACAGAGAAACAUCAGGCAAGAGGAUUCUUCAAGAGCAAAGUUUAAUUAAAGUUCCAGAAGUCAUGCAGAUCUGAAACCUUCGCAGUUGUGCACAGCUAAAUGUAAAUAAAACAUGCCAAGUUCCUCGGCUGUACAGCUGAAACCAAUUUUGUCAGCUAUGACAGCUUCCUGGUCUGUGAAACUUUCUUCUGCUUAUAGGGGAUACGUGAUCAGUGCUGGCUUUCUGCAUUCCAAAGACAAAAGCAAAUACUUUUAACAGUGAUUAUUAAGAAAAUCAAAGUUAUUUGCCGACAAAUGCUGAGCCGCAAGUGUUGAACGUAAGAAUGUGAUGAUACGGUAGCACUUUUUAGCAGUGCUAAAUUGCAGCAGCCAAAUAACAAUUCCUUGAGCCAAAUAAAAAUUCCGUUUAGGAAAAAGUGUAUGGAAGGGUCUGGGUGUGAGUGGAACCAACAGCUCAGAUGAUAUAAAGUAUUUCUUCCACUCCUUACCCAAACCAUGAGCACAUUUGUCCUGUAUGAAGGCAGAGAAGAGCCGCAAGUACAGGAAAAGACAGAAUGUAGAAAUAAAGUUGGAAUGUUUCCGCCCUCCCUUUUUUCAGGAAUUUGAAAAUGUUUACAGGAGUCUGCAUGUUUUUCUCUGCAAAAUUACUGCCAUAUAGGAAAAAGCAGGGAAAGGCUCAGAACCGCAGGGUUUUUUAUUACUGUAUUUAAUAUGUAUACAGAAAGGCUAACUUACUUCUCUAGUAUCAUUCAAAUGUCUUAUUGUAUAGCAAAUGCGUUGGUGUAUGGCAUGGAUUUUUAAAAAUUCUGCCAGGUGACAGACUGCUCAGAAUGCUAGCUCUCUGUUUGUGAAACAAUAAUUACAACAAAAAUCCCAAAGUCCAAGUCUCAAAUCACUACCUUCCAGAAGGGAAAUUACUGUAGAGAAUACAAUCUAAACCGUUGUUAAAUACAGGUUGUAUGAGGGAAGUAUAUGAAAAGGGAGAGGAAGGAUUUCUUAUCUUUGGUUUUGAAGGUUUCUUCCGCCUUUUUUUUUUAAUGUAUAACUAGUUUUCUAGGCUAAAACUUCCUUGUGCACUGCCUACCCAGAACAUUUACAGGAGGCGUUCCCUUUUAGACUCUGCCAUCCUGCUGGACUAAGAUCUUUGGAGCGGUCAGUGUGUGGUUACUUUUUGGUUAUUUGUAAUCUUGCAUACUGAAAUCCAGAGAGGGUCUUCAGUUGCAGUUACUGAUCCACAGGAACCUCAGCCCUUCCUGCCCUUUGCAGCUGUAAGAUUUGGUGGCAAAAAAAAUGAUAACCUACAAGAGUGCUGUAAAAAUCAUUAAGGGUUUCAUCCUGCUCCUAUUUAAGGCCAUGAAAUUAUCCAGAGACUUCACUUGGAGUAAAAUCAUGGACACAGAACAGGUGGGGAAAGAUGAGUUAAUUGCAAAUUAGAGAGAGGUCAGUUUGUUGCCAUUUGCGAGUCUUAUUUAGGUUAGAUUAGGAUUACACUUGAUGUGAGCAAUAAGGAAUGUCAGGUUAGGUGCUUGGAGCCAUCAGCUGACAGCCUACUGUAAUUUAUUGUAAAUUACAUGUUCCCAUGAUUAGGUAAGCACGGAACUAAAGAUUGCUGAAAAAAAAAUCUGAAAUAAUGAUACAGUUUGUGAAUAAUUUGCAGAGAUCUACGCCUUCAGAUCUUGGUGGCUCCUGUUUUUAUUCUCUCCUGCUUUUGUGGAAGGGAAGAUGGGUAAAAGUACUUCAUGAACGUGGCUGUUGGUCAUGCCAGAGUUGCUGCAGAGAUUUUAUCAGGAAAGCAGAGAAGACGAUCAGCUCAAUGCAGAGUGCAGUAGAGGUGCUCCCUACUUACUGCUGCGCUUUCAUUUAAACAGUUCCAAGGGAUUCUUUAAAGCAAAGGCAUGCUCUUCAUUGCACGGUCGUCUGUUUCUCUGCCAAUGGUUAAUGCUCCCAUAAAACUGAUUUUGAUAAUUUUUAAAGUAGAAAUCUAAGUAUAACAUUAACACUAACAGCCAAGUGUCAGGUUAAUAGAAUCUCUCUCUUUGAUUUAUCCAUUUUUUUCUUUUUACUGUUUAUCUCAGUUCAUGUAAGCAUAUACAAGCAUAUACAGUGGGUCUAUGAAAAUGAAGCAAGUUAUCUUCUAUUCUAAAUAGACAAAUCUUUUGUAACACAUUUUGAAAAAAACUGUUUUAUUCCGUGUAUUAAAAUGUUGGGGAGGAGGGAGAGAAAGGAAGAUGAUUAUGUUCUGUUUUUCGGAAGGAGAAGAAUUGAUAUCACCCUUUGAUUAUAAGUGGAGUAGAGAACUGUGAUCCUUUCAGUUACAUAACGUGUCUCAGGGAAUUUUAUACUGUAAAGUCUCUUCAUCUUCAUAGAGUGGAGUAACUUUGUAUUAAUCAUGUAGAUUAACACUCAAUAAAAUUACAGAAAGGAAGU
Messenger RNA from Cygnus atratus (black swan), 3786 nucleotides. RefSeq names its product fucosyltransferase 4 (gene FUT4). The transcript has a single exon. The coding region runs from base 91 to 1155 and encodes 354 amino acids. Lineage: Eukaryota; Metazoa; Chordata; Aves; Anseriformes; Anatidae. Gene Ontology annotation, molecular function: alpha-(1->3)-fucosyltransferase activity. Gene Ontology annotation, cellular component: membrane. The record is from RefSeq and is a predicted model, not a curated record.